UUGAAAUGUUUAAAAUGUUUCUUGACGUAUACGAUUUUGCAAACGAUCACUCGUAGCAUCAUCAUUUGUCAUCGGUAAGUUUAUUUUUUCGUAUAUACAGGGGGUUGAUAGCGAUGCCACUCAUUACGUGGCAUUUCGAGAUAUUAUAUAGACGAUCUUAUGGGUACAUUAUCAAAAGUUAUAUCACAAACUCCGCCCUUUGGAAGACGCCGCCUCCGACAUGCGCCGAGUUCAACGAUUAAUAAUUUGUUUACACAUCAUUCGAAACAAAAUGCAGAAAGCGCCAUUAGAUUUGAGUAGAAGCGGAAGGUACAAAGAAAUUAAUACUGAUACUUUAAGAUUACGGCGUUGUUAUACUUGCCAAUAUUGUAAUAAAGUUUGUGACAGACCCUCUCUACUAAAAAGACAUUUACUAAUACAUACAGGUGAAAAACCGCAUAGUUGUUCGGUAUGCGGUAAAUCUUUUAGCACAAGUAGUUCAUUAAAAACACAUGAGAGAAUACAUACCGGUGAACGUCCCCAUAAGUGUCAGUAUUGCGGAAAAGAUUUUACGGCCUCAUCAAAUUUGUACUACCAUAAAUUAACUCAUUCUAAGGUUAAACCACAUAAGUGUACAGAAUGCGACCGUUCAUUUUCAACCCCUGGCGAUCUCCGAGCACACGGAUAUACACAUACCGGAGAUUGGCCUUUAAGAUGUUCCGUAUGCGAUCGAGGAUUUUCUAAAAAAGGUGCUUUGGAUAAUCACAUGAAAGUACAUAGAGGUGAACGUCCCUAUAAAUGUUCUGUAUGUGACAGGAGAUUUUCUAUUAUUGGAAAUUUACGAUCUCACCAAAGAACUCGUUGCUCGCAAUUUCCUUUAACUAAUUUAACAGUUUCUGGAAAUGUUGAAUUAUCUGCUAUCCCGAAAAAUGGUAAUGCAAGAUUUGAAUAUUCAAAUACAAACGCAUUUCAAUUAUAUUCUAUUUUUCCGUGGGCUUUUAUGGUGCCAUUACAAUAUUGUGGGAUUCGUGAAAAAAAUUGAACCGCUGGACCGACUGGACCGGGAUUCGAACCACGGAUCUUUCGCUUUCCGGGCGACUGCUCUAUAAACAAUUGAGCUAUCCAGGGCCCACCGACCAAUCCCUCUCACGAAUGCCUGAUAAGUUUGGCAUGGAGGCGCUCGUCCCACAAUAUUAAAAUAUAAAUUAUAAUGUUUAAGUAUAUGUAAGCAAACACACACAACCACUUACAGUACGAUGAAUUUGUUUAGGAAAAUAAUGAAUCUGGUAGAUUUAGGAAAUAAUGCAUUUAUUAAUCAAAUUAUCCAACUACAC
Molecule: messenger RNA, 1313 nt
Organism: Polistes dominula (European paper wasp)
Lineage: Eukaryota; Metazoa; Arthropoda; Insecta; Hymenoptera; Vespidae
Biological process (GO): regulation of transcription by RNA polymerase II
Cellular component (GO): chromatin; transcription regulator complex; PcG protein complex
Molecular function (GO): DNA-binding transcription factor activity, RNA polymerase II-specific; RNA polymerase II cis-regulatory region sequence-specific DNA binding
Source: RefSeq, a predicted model, not a curated record